Messenger RNA from Maniola jurtina (meadow brown), 3329 nucleotides. RefSeq names its product sodium- and chloride-dependent transporter XTRP3. The record is from RefSeq and is a predicted model, not a curated record. Gene Ontology annotation, cellular component: membrane. Bases 679 to 2883 code for a protein of 734 amino acids. Lineage: Eukaryota; Metazoa; Arthropoda; Insecta; Lepidoptera; Nymphalidae. The transcript is spliced from 13 exons. Gene Ontology annotation, biological process: sodium ion transmembrane transport.
UCGCCCGACGCGAAAUAACGUUCGCGUUCGAUAUUUGAAAAUCGUAUGAAAAUACGGGUUGGAAAAAAAACAGUCUUGUGUCUAUAGUCAGUGUUACAGUUUGAGAAAAAAAUCUCCAGUGAAAUUCAUCUCGUCUCAUGUUAAUCAAGAUGGGAGUCUCCAGGAACUAGUUGCACCCUAAAUGCUUCUGGCUUAGAGUCAGCCAUGUUCGUUUAGUAUUAGUACAAAAAACGCUCAUAUAUGCACAGAGAGGCAUUGUACGUAUUCAGAGAUUCGCUGAAAUUACGACAAAAGCUCCUCCAAAGGACAACUACGUAUUUUAAAGUAGUGGAAUUCGUGAAAAAAGACGCCAUCCGAUACUUCACUUAUGACUACGAAAUACACCAAUAACUAAAAAAGUAAUAAGUAAAUAUUAUGAACAUAUUCAUAGGUAACGAUUACCAUUCAAAGAACCUCGUCAAAUUGAAAAUUUGAUUUAAGCAUCAACACUUUAUAAUUAAUUUUAGUCAAUUGACAAUAAUUUUAUUAAGGUGAUAAUUAUUUUCUAAUUCUAAUUUAUUGAUAACAGAACACAAAUUAUAAGACGUAUACAACAAAACCGUAUAAUUUCAUUUUGAAAUAAAAAAUAAAAAGUCAUAGACAAUUUAUAGAUUUACAUUCCGAAUUUAAAAAAUUGAAAUGGCGGCAAAGGCUGAGCCGAUUGGUCCAUUGAAUGGCCAUGAAUUGGCGCCAUUAAACACCAGGGCAGAUGGGUCAGAAAGACCUCAUGGGGUGACGAUCGUGCUCCAAGGAUCGAGAUCCAACUCCUUGCAACGAGACGUUCCUGGGGAUGACAGAGCAGCUUGGUCUGGAAAACUUCAGUUCUUUUUGUCUAUUAUUGGAUACUCUGUGGGCUUGGGCAACAUCUGGCGCUUUCCUUAUCUAUGUCAGCAGAAUGGUGGAGGUGCAUUUCUCAUCCCGUUCCUCAUAAUGUUAAUUCUGGAGGGCAUCCCACUCUUCCUCAUCGAGAUGGCGAUUGGUCAGAAGAUGCGUCUAGGCUCCCUCGGAGUCUGGAACACCAUCCACCCAUGGCUCGGAGGCAUCGGCAUAGCCAGCUGUGUCGUGACUCUGUUCGUCGCUUUGUACUACAAUGUGAUUAUCACUUGGGUCUUCUUUUACCUCUUCAAUAGUAUUCGGUUAAGCGCAGAUCAGCUACCCUGGGCACACUGUCCCCAAGACAACAGCACAGCCGAAGCUGAAUGUACCAAAGCCUCAGCCACUGUGUACUAUUGGUACAGGGAGGCUUUGGACGCGUCUCCUAGUAUUGAAGAACCCGGCACCCCACGUUGGUGGAUUGUACUGUACCUUCUGUUGGCUUGGAUUAUUGUCUUCUUUAUUGUUAUGAAGGGUAUUCAAAGUAGUGGAAAGGUGGUAUACUUCACGUCCCUGUUUCCAUAUGUGGUGCUCACUAUAUUCUUUGUCCGAGGUAUAACAUUGCCUGGUUCUGCGGAUGGAAUUAUUCAUAUGUAUAAACCUAAGCUAGCGAAGCUACUAGAUCCGACAGUUUGGCUCGACGCAGCCACUCAGGUCUUUUACUCCUUUGGCCUGGCCUUCGGUUCCCUCAUCGCUUUCGGCUCCUACAACCCGCCCAACAACAACUGCGUGAGAGACGUGUUGCUGGUGUCCGUGUGUAACGCGCUCACCGCUAUAUACGCCUCCGUGGUCAUCUUCAGUAUCCUUGGCUUCAAAGCUUACACUAUGGUUGAGAAGUGUAUUGUCAAGGAAAUAAAGAUUCUAGCGCAUAAUAAUAUAAGCGGAUUCGAGUGGAACUCAACUCAGGAGUACUAUGAAGAGCACUUCGCAACCCUGAACAGCUCGGAUGUUGCGAGACUCAACCUCACUGGAUGCUCCAUGAGCAAGAACUUGGAAGAGGCUGCAGAAGGCACUGGCCUUGCCUUCAUCGUCUUCACCCAAGCGAUCCUCAAGUUAACCCCCGCUCCGUUCUGGUCAAUCAUCUUCUUCCUCAUGCUGUUAUCCUUGGGUCUCGGCAGCCAGAUCGGCAUCAUGGAAGGAAUGUUGUGCACCAUCUUCGACAUUGACUUCUUUAAGAGAUUCAGCAAGCCUGUUAUUACUGGUGCCGUCUGUACUUUCUGUUUCUUCGUUGGUCUCAUCUUCACCACCGGCGCUGGCGAAUACUGGCUUAAGAUGUUUGACUCCUUCGCCGGUACCAUCGGCCUUGUAGUCGUGGCUCUACUUGAAAUGGUCUCUGUUGUCUACAUCUAUGGACAUGAGAAGUUCUCAAAUGACAUCUACGAGAUGACGGGCUACCGUCCGGGCUGGUACUGGCAGGUCACCUGGCGUUACGUGGGACCCUUCAUUGUGUCCUGCAUCUUACUAUCGUCUCUCAUCUUCAUGAUUCUCUACCCUCCUACUUAUGGCGCUUGGAAUGCAGCAGAGGGUCGUGUCGAAAAGACACCCUACCCAGAUUGGGUGCUCGGUAUCGCAGUGGCAAUGAUCCUCGCGGGAAUACUCCCCAUUCCGGUAGUGCUGCUGCUGAGGCGGUUCCAGUGCCUCGCGCUGGAUGUGGACAUCCACCAGGGCUCUAUCAGGAGGAUUGAGACCACAGUGUCCACUAAGGAGAUGAUGAGUGACCAGGAUGUGUUGUCGCCGGAGAGUGCGCCGCCGGCUCAGCUGCUGCCCGACGCCGCCGCUAAAUUCACCAUCGGAGACUUUGACUCCGAUUCAGAGCCAAGUCAACCACGUACGGCCGUUCACUACGAAGACUCGAGUAGUAGUGACGAUGAGAUUCUAAAUGCAAAAUACUCCACCGGAACCGGAAUCCGUCUCUCCAUGAAGCCGAUUGGCCACAAUCCGAACACAUUCAAGAUGGACGUUGUUGACUGACCGUUAUAUUUUAUUUUUGAAUUUGGAACUAUAUUUUGUUUUUGGAUGUGAUCUAUUUGUAAGUAAUUUAUUGUAUGUACAUAUAUUUUUUUGAAAAAAUCUGGGAACUGGUUCUCUUAGAAUUCAAAAUGAAACUGACUUGUUAAUGCAAUUAAUGGCAUUUUGUGUUUGAAUGUUAAAGACGUCAAAUAUUUUGUCAAAGAGAAUCAGAAUAGCACUAGGUAUAUGAUCUAUUAACUUCAUCAUAUUUCUCUUUAUCUUCAAAUUAACUGUAUAUUUAUAGGUCUAGGUACCGCUUAACUUAAACAGUUCGUGGAGUAGGGUGCGGGUUGCGAGAGGGUGACAGCGAUAUUGGUUUCCUGGAUUUUUACGUCAACUGUCACCCUCCCGCAACCAGCGCCCUAUAGAUCGUUUCAACGAAUAGUUCCUAUGGCGUUAUGUUGGCU